Betta splendens (Siamese fighting fish) is the source of this 3011-nucleotide messenger RNA. RefSeq names its product suppressor APC domain containing 2 (gene sapcd2). The coding region runs from base 200 to 1648 and encodes 482 amino acids. The transcript is spliced from 6 exons. NCBI's taxonomy places the organism in Eukaryota, Metazoa, Chordata, Actinopteri, Anabantiformes, Osphronemidae. The record is from RefSeq and is a predicted model, not a curated record.
CACAGAGCGGCGGCGUUUCGCUGCGACGAGACGGUGGAACUGGGAAGAAAGUGCAAGAUGUCAGACUGGACCUCCACACAGAGAGACGCGUUUUGUUGAUCAGUGAUUUAGCGGUGGUUCGUUUAAUUGCCCUGUGUGUUUAUGUAAAGUUAGCCAACUUUGUGUUGGUGCCGUUUGAUUGAUCAGUCCGUGCGCCGCCAUGGCUCUGAUCGCCACUGACCAGGGCUGCAAAGUGAACGGCAUGUCGGUGAUUUACGGCAGAGUUGGACCAAGAAAAGAGGAGUUUCAUGGAAAAGGGGAGAAUUUUAAAUCGGCCAAAUUCCAGCCAAGGGACGCCGAGUAUUCCACGGACGGCCUGCCCAAAGCGUUCCUGCACAGCCUGAGGACCCUGUUUGACAUCUUGGACGAUGGUGGACGAGGCUACGUCCACAUCUCGGAGAUCGAGAGCCGCUGGCAGGGUGCGGACACCCGGGACCUACCCGGCGGGGUGCUGCCCUGCCUCAGGAGGGUCACCCCGCCGCACGGCUGCCUCACCUUCGAGCGGUUCGUGGCGGGGCUGCGCUACUCCAUGCUGAACCCGGAGAACAGCUCUCACUUCAGGGCCCAGGCUGCGGUGCACCCGCAGCAGAACCCGCAGCAGAACCCGCAGCAGAACCCGCAGCAGAACCCGAAGCAGCCCCAGAAACCCGCACCGCUGUCCACAUGCAGCGUCGGAACCCGGGCGGAAAACAAGGUCCGCCCGCUGGGCCCGAGCAACGUGACCAACACCCAGCAGCACCGCGCCUCCUCCCUGCAGAACCGGGCCCGGCCCGAGGAAGGGCCCGGCUACCAAGCGUGCGGACCGGCGCGCUACAACGCGGGCUUCGAGAGGUCCGGCCGAAGUUUGGAGCGGAUUCCCGUCCCUCCGGAGGGCGCGUGCUACGCGACCGAAGCGGGCCACGGCACCAAAGCAGCACAGCCGCAGCAGAGCAGGGUCCGGUCCAUUGAGUCGCUGGCUCUGGAGUCACCGCAGCUCCAUGAAUCAAGUGUUGCGAAAUCAGGUUUACCAAGAUCUCAAAGCGAGUCGGCCACAGGCUUUACAGGAGGCUCAAGGCGACGCGGGCGGAGUCGGGAAGAGCAGAGGCGACAUACCAUAUCCAAUGGAGUGGAUUAUGGAAUGUUGAAGCAAAUGAAAGAGCUGGAACAGGAGAAGGACUCCCUGCUGGCGGGUCUGGAAGUGGUGGAACGGGCCCGAGAGUGGUACCAAGGCCAAAUCCACAAUGUCACAGAGAGGCAGCGGCAGGUCGGGCAGAGCUCCCAAUGCACAGAUUUCUUUACUGAAGCCAGCCAGAGUCGCAUGAAUGUUCUCAUUCCCAAACUGCAAGAAGUCAACCGGUGCCUCAAUGACCUCAUCUCCAGCACUGGGGUGUCAUUCCCUUCCAGCGUUGCUCAGACCCUAUCAGCAAACUCCCAGCCUCCAGCUCCAGCUCCUCCACAAGCCAUCCAGAGACUGAAGGACCAGAAUCGACUGCUUACACAGGAGGUGACGGAGAAGAGUGAACGGAUCACCCAGCUGGAGCAGGAGAAGUCUGCACUGAUUAAACAGCUUUUUGAGACUCGAGCGCGUUGUGUGCAGGACACCAGCACCCUGGACUCCACCUUCAUCUGAAAACAAUUAAACCCCACCCAGCACCAAAACAUUGCCAUGUUCCAGUGAGGAAACACUAGGACAAAAUGUCAGCAUAUCUGUCGGUCUGGAACAGACAUUGGUAGGAUUGAAGCUAACUUGUUUACCUUUGACUGCUUGGUGCCAGUGAAGCACCUUUUACCUGCAACACCCUCAGCUGCUACGUGACCACUCCACUCAAACCAACUCAUGCACUACUCAAAUGUGAACCGUAGAGUCAAAAGGCUCUGCUACCUUUUUUAAUGUUUCCUUUAAAAAGAAACACUCCCAUUAUGCUGAAACGACAGGAUCGGUAUCCAGAAAUGAGUCAGGAGUCAUAUGAGGCUACGACCACGUUCUCAAUGGAGGCUUUUCAUUUUGCUGCUCAACUGCACCGACAGUAGACGAAACAUUAACUUUAAAAUAAUGGUCCAAAAUGUAAUAGGACAGCGGUUUUGUUGGAAUAAAAUGCCAUAAUCUUACAGUUUAUUGUAAAACAAAUUGGCUUGCUGUGACCUAUCAUUUAAGUUAUUGUUAAAAGAUUGAUACUUGGAUUUAAUCAAUACUAACAGACUUUACUGUCUUUCACCAUUUCCUCCUUUUUAUUGUAUCUGAAUGAUAUUGUUUACCUGACAUUUAUUCCUUGGCUUUAGAGUGUUUGAUAACUGGCUGUAAGAACAGCUUGUGCUGUAGGUAACAGUAGUAUGUUAAGUGUGUUAAGGCCUUCCGUGAAGUUUGAAAUGUGCUUUUCUUUUGGUAGAUUGAAAUAAGAGACGAAAGGACAGUUUACAAGCCGGCGAAACGUCGAGGCAGAGGUUAAUGGGAAAAGUUUGGAAGUUUGCACGUAGAAAAAAAAGCCCAGGAGGAUAAAAGGCAGCAGGCGAUGAAUGUGUAGGAGACUGGAGACGACAUGAAAAGCACAUCAUUACUUUGGCCUCCUUCUGCUACGCUCCUGUAUGUCUGAUCCUUUGCAUGGAUCAUAACAGAUUAAAAAAAAAAGAUUUCUGUUGGAAUUUAGAGAUUAAAUAUUAGCACAAUGUUAAAUGUUAAUUGUCCUCUUAAUCGUGGUUCUUCACUCGCAAAGGUUUGGUUUUAGACUAAACUAUAAAAACAUUUAGCUGUUUACAGGACAAAUAUUUAGUCAUUGUGCCAGUAGAAGCAUUGUAGUGUUCUGAUGGAUCUUCAUGGUACUGAUGGGACGUCUGCACAUAUCGUUAUGUUCUGUUCUAUGUCCUUCUCCCAAAUGCUGAUUGUGUUUCUUGCUGCUCAAACCUUAUAUGUGAGUCAAACUCUUGCUUACACUUUUUAUUGAAGGUACUCCAGCUGUUGAGAGCUAAAAAAAAUAAAUCUGGCCGAACGACGCAGA